AUGGCCUUGCUGAAAUUUCUUAGUUUGAUGGUCACCCUAAGCGUUGUAGCAUUCUCAAGCGCACAAGAAUCCUGUUUGAAGCUCAAUACAUGCGUGUGUAUGUUCAGUAAUAAGUCAAUAGUUGACUUAUGGCCGGUGGACGGAUCUUCCAAACCGAGGUAAAAACUUUUCAUAUUCAUAUCCUGAAUUGUUAAAAAAAAAAACAUCUUGAUUUGAUUGCAUUUGCCUCGCUCUGUAUUUUGGGGAGAAAGAAGCGCAGAGAAUCUCAUUUCCAUCCAAGUACUUCUAGAUGCGCAAAGAAUGCUUUGUAAUAAAGAUGUUAGCUUAUAGCCUCCCACGCAGACGUUCUUAGGGCUUUGUCACUGAUCCUUACUUUAUUCUCUAUACUAGACAUACUUGAUAUACUGGAUGUACUCAUACCGCAGGCAAACUAAUUAGCCAAAAGACAUAAAAAGUCGUUUUCUUUAUCAUCCUUCAGGGGAAAAUUAUGAUAAUAAUGCCAAUGUAAUGUGUUGUUCUCCGAGGGGGUCAAAGGGGUUUUUGCGUAAAAAUUAAAUUAAAAUUCGUGAAAUGUGAAUGGUUUGCUUGUCGUGAUACGUGAACUUUUAAAUCUUCUAUCCGAUAUUCGUGAUUUUCAACUAAUUUUUCCGUGCAAAUGGAUGGUAAGUUGAAACUGAAGAAAAAUUUUACUGAAGCCAGUGGACCUUCGAAUGAACUUGUCUAAUUAAUAGUCUUAAAGGACUUAAAGUCGUUCCCUUGUUUCACCCACGGAGUCCAGAGCUUGGAAAGAAUUUCCGUAACGUCAGUAUUUCUCAAUCGAUCAUAAUUCAGCUCUUAUUUUUGUGGAGCUAACACGCGUGAGGUUUUCGUGUGGUCAUCUUGGGUGCAGUGGCCGACAGUGACAAUGAGCAAGUUUUUAAAUUAGAGGGAGUACAUAGCAGAGCUUCCGCGCACGCGCUAGCCCCCGGGCCCAUACCUAAGAGAAAAUGGGAACCCAUCGAUACCAGAAAAUUUGGUUAUGACGUCACCGUACGCCCGUUCGAACGAUCGUUCGAACGAACUUUGGGGGAGGGGGAAGGGAGUCAGGGCAGGGUUAUACGUCUGCUAGUGCUAGAUUUUUUCAGCAGGAAACGCUUUUGGGUAACCCGCGUUCUGUUUGGCGGGAAAUCGCGUGGCUAUCGUCGCUCUAGAAAAAAGUUUUUCUUCUUAUGAAAUAGUUUACAGCUGUAUUUUAAUGUCUAAAUUGACGUGGAUAACAGGGAAAGAGCUACAGCGAGAGAUAAAAAAGGAGACCAAUUUCGUUGAAAGAAAAACAUGAAAAUUUUAUAGCGGCGGUGAGAAUGCUAGCGGCCACGAAGGUGAAAAUGAAAGAAAUGUAGAUAAAACGUGUGCUGCACGUGCAAAGUCGUUUUUUUGCUAAUUAGACCACUGAUUAAUUUUGGCUGUUUUCGUUGCCGUCGCCGCUUUAUAGCAUUACACGAUUUUAUAUUUUGUUUGAUUAAAUUAUAGAUAUUAAUCGGAGCUUCGUUUUUAGUCCUGCCUAAAUCUAUAUAUUAAAUUAUGUAGAUCCCCUGGGUUUUCUUGGAGGUAAAGAACGAAUUCGAAUACCUACAGUAAGCAUUCAUUCCUUGAAGCUCUUAAGCGGCUCAUCAUUGAGUACACUGGUUUGAAAGCUGAGUCCAGGGAGGAUAAAGGUUGGGCGGAGAAACGAGCGCUCCGCUCUUCAUUAAAUGUUUGAUGCGGAGUAGGACUGGCACGAGCGCUCUUUCCGCGCUUCCGGUUUAAGCUUCCGGUGCGCUUGAAGGCCGGCGAAAUUUUCCUUUUUGCAAACCGGAAAUCCUAUUAUCUUUCAGUAAUUUCAGGCUACAAUGUUAAAUAGACAAAUUCGUUUCAUAACAAUAUUAAUAAACAGUUUCAUAUGUUUUUGCCUGUACGUCUAUAAGUCAAACUUGUUGGUCGUAUAAUGCCAAAAUUUGAGUUUAAUUUGAAAGUGUUGAAUACCUCCUCCUUCUACUAAAAAUCACCCAAUCGUCUUUCGCCGUUUCGUUUGUAAAGCUUAACACUUCCUAACCUCAGUUAUUACAUAUGUUAAAGGGGGAUAAAUUUUAUAUAACAUAACAAAAAAUUAGAUUGAUAUAUAUUGAUAUAGUGGCGUUGUACUUCUUCAAACCAUAGUUAAUUGAGUGGAAUGGUUAUGAAACCCGUCAGACUCCUUUGUUAUAUGUUUUUGUGGACCUGACAGUGCACAACGUUCAAAAGAAUUCCUAUCAUUUUUAUUGUAUUGACCAAUAAAAACGUUGCAUUAAUUUAUUCCGUAACAAUUUGCCAACAGAAAACAAAGGAUUGUGCACUUUCACGGUACUUCCAACAUAAACUGCAGCACUAUUGUUCUUAUCACUGAUGUUUGCCGCUUUUCAUAACCAGUCUCCUCUAAUAACUAUGUUCAAACUUUGCUUCUCGGGUGCAACGCGCCAUGGCGAUUCGCGCAAUGCGUUGCAAAUCUGGCAACCGCAUGUAAACAAAAUUUAUUGAGGUUAGUUGUAAGGUUUUUUCUCCGUUUUUCUCUCUAAAACAAAACAAGGUAAACAGUAAAAACUGAGAGGAAACUAAUUUUGAAGUUUCGAAGAAACAGAAAGACGUAUGAGAUAUUUUUUUCAAAAUUAAAAAGAAGGAUGAUGGUGAUUGAAAUUAGCAUAAUUUCACCUUGCACGAGCUGUACGCAUUUAUAAAAUACACGUCAUCUACAUGUAGUUAUGAAACACGAUCUGCUGUCUUUUAGGGCGCGAUCCAUUCAACCAAAAUUCAGACCUGUCCGACCGGGAAAAGAGGACCACCUCAAAAGGUGGACCCGUUUUUUCGAAACUUUUCCGGUUGGACCGAACCGAUCCAUUGAGUUUUGGACCGAAAUUUCCGGAAAUUUUGGUUGAAUGGAUCGCGCCCUUAGUUUCGCCAUGGAUGACAUGGAUGAGAUUUUCCUUCGUGUUUUAGACAAUAAUUAGUUGUUUUUGUUUUGGAAUAACAUCGACAUUGGCGAGUAGCAGAACGAAAAUAUAAUUCAGUGGUAGAGUCACGGAAGUAUAAUAAAAGAAAUCCUUUCAAAGAGAUGUUUGUCUACUCCAACUAAACCUCCCGCAAAAAAUAGCAACAUUUGCCUCUCGGAGACAGCGUACCAGCACAAAGGAACGAGGAAGAAGUGCAAGAAAACAAAUCAAGCUGUCAUAAUUCAGUGACAGCGGCAGUGUCUAAUGCACAAACCACAUCGCAAGCCCUGACCGAAGGACUGACCGAAGUCGAAAACAAGCGACAUUUCUGGGCAGAGUCGCAGUCCACUGCAUCACACCUUUUUGCUCGGACGCGCUCGUUUCACCGCCCAACCUUUCUCCGCCCUGCUGAGUCCGAGUGUUUGCGCUUUCUCAAUUCAGCGGACCCGACUAUCUCGGCGCCUGGAACAGGCUAGUUCUAAAAUGGUCUAGGAUCCCCGGCUGAAAUAAAACUCUGGUAGAAAAGUCCGCAGCAACAACAACAAUGCAACAACAGCAAUGAUCAAUAUGAAAUGAAUUUUCGACGAGCAGUUACACUUCCUAGUAGCCUCUCACGCAGGCGUUUUUAAGGGAGCUCGCUUUUCAUCCCUAGGGAUGAAAAACGAACUCCCCUAAAAACGCCUGCGUGGGAGGCUAACUUCGUAGCGGAAGAAUGGUCAAAGCCAAGUCAAAGUUCUUCUAAGUUUCCCUUUAAUAUUUAGACCUAUUUCGUGGAUAGCAAAUAAAUAAGGCAAUGGAAUUGAGGUUAAAUGGCAUUGCUUUUUUAAAAGUACUAUCCGGUACCCUCAUCUACAUUGUAUGUUCACCUGACUUCUGUUACUUCUCUUUCUCUGCAAUGGCUGUGCAGCGGGAGGCUGAAAAUUAUAAGAAAAACAUCAACGCUACUAUUAACUCUGGGGUAGCGGCAGUCUGAACAGGUCUAGCCAUCCGCUGUCCUGUUACUUCGGAAACUUCCGUGAAACGUGAACACGGAAUUUUUAUCUCAGUGAUGCGUUAUUUUCACUUUUUAAAGUCCGUGAUACGUGCGUAGGACCCUCCCCUUUUUCCCCCUCUUCUCCGUUUCACGCAGUUUGCUCUCCGUACAUUACAACCGGUCGACGAUGAUCAUAAAAUCAGUUCUAAUGUUUUCUUUUAAGCUUAUGUUAUUUAACAAUGAUCAAUACAAACCUCGAUUGAGAAUGUUUCAGCAAUGUACCAAAGUGGUAUCUUUUCAUUUUAGUUUUACUCAAAUACCGGGAGCUGAGGGACGCGUCUUUGAGUGGAACCCCUGCACACCUCUCAGUACUGGUGUAUCUGGUUGUAACAAUGUGACGGUAAGUUAGUGACAUGCCGUCUUAACUCUAGGAGUGUAUGGCGUACAUUUGCGGACAAAAAUAAUUGAAAAUAAAAUAUAAUUUGAAGUUCAAAAAUUAGACUAUCCAUUUCGAAAUCUCGUCAUAUGAAUUUGAAAUCGCAAUGAACGCAGUCGAAAUAGCAUCAUUCGAACUUGAAGUUACUUUGAACAAGUUGAAACUAUAAAGGGAAAACUCGACAUCGCGGAUGUUGAAGUUCAAAUCACCAUUCCAACUAAAAUGCAAAUUACAUGAUUUGAACUUCAAUUCACCUUCUCCACUCUAAUAAGCUUCUUAAUUAUCUUCCACAAAAUUCCAAAUGAAAUCUUUAAUUUGAAAUUAACGUCACGUCACAUAUUCGAAUUCGAAAAACCAAAAUUUCAAUUCGAAAGGAAGCGGAAGUAAAAAUACACAGGAACCGGAAAUAAUAAGAGUUUCGCUACACUGUACGUAUGGGAUGUUUGCAUAACUGCAUUUUGGCGCGAAAAGAUUUCCCUUCACUCAAACUCUCUGGCGGACAAUGUGAAUGAUAAGAGUGACUCUAGGACAAUCCAAGAGAUUGUGAGGGCUGUCGUGGCAAACUUAAGAGUGGUUUUCUGUAAAAUUCGAACUUCGGCCUGACACGUUACCUGGUCGAUUUGGCUGAUCUUUGGCAUGUAGUUUUAGAAUGGUUUCCUAAAUACUUAAUGCAUAUUCUAAGGUUUGAAUUCUCUUUGGUCUCAAAGAUACAGAAAUGACAGUUUUGACGAGGCCUCGAGGGGCCGCCAUGUUGGUGAACUGAAGGAGGUUUACUAUGGUUAAUUCUAGCUUUAUCUGUUCAAAUCAUGCAACUGUAGUUCUGCUCCGUUACAUUUACCCAAUUAUUUUAUUCAACAAUCUAACUUAUCUACAAACACACUAUGUUUAGUGAAAACGGCUUACUCUAAAUCGAUGUGGCAUGGGUGAUAUUGGCCUCCCAAUUUCUACAAAAUUUGUGUACCUUUUAACUUGUUUUAAGUACCGAAAAAGUGCUGUGCGAAGUUAUAGCCGUUCUUAGCUCAGGCUAAACUAUUUUCGGAUAGAAAAAAGGUAAAUGAAAGGAGGAAGGAUAAUUCUUUGCAACUGUAUGAGUCACGUUAUUUUAAUGAUGAAGCUAGAAUUAAUUAUAGUAAACCUCCUUCAGUUCACCAACAUGGCGGCCCCUCGAGGCCUCGUUAAAACUGUCAUUCCUGUAUCUUUGAAACGAAAGAGAAUUCAAACCUUAGAAUAUGCAUUCAGUAUUUAGGAAACCAUUCUAAGACUACAUGCCAAAAAUUAGCCAAAUCGACCAGGUAACGUGUCAGGCCGAAGUUCGAAUUUUACAGAAAACCACUCUUAAGUUUGCCACGACAGCCCUCUCAAUCUCUUGGAUUGUCCUAGAGUCACCCUUAUCAUUCACAUUGUCCGCCAUAUUGACCAGAGAGUUUGAGUGAAGGGAAAUCUUUUCGCGCCAAAAUGCAGUUAUGCAAACAUCCCAUACGUAUUAGCCUGCGAAAACAUCCGUUUCUCCUCGCUAAACGUCCCCAGCGGCGAAGAGCGAGGAGAAACGGAUGUUUUCGCAGGCUACAUACGUAUACGUACAGUGUAGCGAAACUCUUAUCAUUUCCGGUUCCUGUGUAUUUUUACUUCCGCUUCCCUUCGAAUUGAAAUUUUGGUUUUUCGAAUUCGAAUAUGUGACGUGACGUUAAGUUCAAAUUAAAGAUUUCAUUUGGAAUUUUGUAGAAGGUAAUGGUUGCAUUGUUGACGAUUAAUUAGCUUAUUAGAGUGGAGAAGGUGAAUUGAAGUUCAAAUCAUGUAAUUUGCAUUUUAGUUGGAAUGGUGAUUUGAACUUCAACAUCCGCGAUGUCGAGUUUUCCCUUUAUAGUUUCAACUUGUUCAAAGUAACUUCAAGUUCGAAUGAUGCUAUUUCGACUGCGUUCAUUGUGAUUUCAAAUUCAUAUGACGAGAUUUCGAAAUGGAUAGUCUAAUUUUUGAACUUCAAAUUGUACUUUAUUUUCAAUUAUUUUUGUCCGCAAAUGUACGCCAUAGGAGUGUGGCAGAUACAAAACAUACAUGAAGGACCUGUUGGUCAACAACACAGUGAAUUUAAGAAAGAUAUUUCCACAUUUCCAUCUAUCUCUCGUAUUAAAACAUAAAUUUGAACAGAACUUUGAACCAUUUCACUGAAUCUGGUAUAAUAUAAAAUUCAUGUCAUAAAAGUAUCAUUUUCUAUCUCUUGUAUUAAUAUAUAACUUUCAGCUACUUUCAACAUAUCUGAGAUCUAUUACUGCGAAACUCACAAAACCGUGAACAUCAGAAAUAUUUAUGGAAUGUUAUUGUGUUGCGAGAAAUAAGCCAAUAAGGCGCGAGAUAACUAAGACCGUGUUUACUUGGAGCGGGGGACCCCGGUUUAGUGGGGUAGGUUUCUUUUGUUUUGUGUCCCUCAGAGUGUGAAAACAAAAGAAACCAACCCCACUAGACCGGGGUCCCCCACUCCAUGUAAACAGGCCCUAAACCGCAAACAGCAACGGUAAUUAAUUUUUGGUUUUGAGGUUUGCUUGCGUAUCCUGAACUUUAUUGUGAUUGACCUGUACACAAUCAACAUUCCUGAAAUUUUCAGGUGUUCACGGUUUUCUGAGUUUGAAUGUAAUUAAAAAAACAAAAACUAUUAAUAGUGGUCACAGCCUUGAAUGUAUACAAUUAUAAAGGACAAAUGGUAACCCAUUAAACACUUUCUAACAGUUUGUGUGUAAUAGACCGGUCAAAAUUGAAACAAACAAAAACAACCAAAAAGUGUCUGAUAGUGCCCACUGUAAGCUAUUUCAAGGAUUUAUAAGUAAAACCAUUCUACCAAAGGGAUGUUUUAUGGUAGGGUGAUCAAGACAUUUCCUUUUAACAAGUCACUUUAAAUAUAUAGUUGUGUAUUUUUAUUUUUUUAUUAUUUUGUUUAUUUAAUAUCAAUGUAAUUCUACUUAUUUUUUUUCAUGUUCUAGUUGUAAAAGCACUUUUUUGAUCUAUUUUAAAUUAUUAUACAGUGAAACCUCUAUUAGGCAGACCCUCGGUUCAGCUGACACAUGACACCCUCUACUCUAUACUAAGCAGACAUUCAGUCCGGUCUUGAAAUAAGCGCCUUGUAUCUUCUAAAACCAACCUCUACGUAUACCAGACGGACACCUCUUUUAAGCGGACGCGGACACCAAAAUAGUUGUUAUUUUGGCAGUUUUUUAUUGUUUCAAACCUCUGUUUAGCGGACAUCUGAACUGUCAAGUAAACAUAAGAAUCUGGGGGAACAGCUACACCACAUGGCUUUACAAUUAUCCUGUCAAGCUGUAUUUAUGUCAACGCUUUGUUACUGUAAGAGGGUGGGAAGUAAAUGGCUGGGUGUUUUCUUUAGAACACAUUUGCGUUUUAAAUAAGAAAUUCAAUACUGAUUUCCUGGCAUUGGAAAAAAGAUCCAAGCAUUUUUAAAAGGUUUUAAAUUCAGCUGAAUAGAAUUUCUCAUUUAUUUUUGUAACCCGUUGUAACCAGUUAGUGGUCUAUUAUCAAUGCUGCGUUCUGAUUGGUUGAGCUACUACUAGGCUAUAUGUUAUAGCCCACUAGUACCGAAAGCGCAAGCUUUUUGGCGGCAAAAAUAGGAUUAAAGUCUAGCUUUAACCAGCUAACGUUGUUUUGUCUCGAUAUUUUUGACCAGCUAGUUGGAUUUUACUAAAACAGUUAUUGCUCUCGCCCUCAUGGUCUCUGAGUCAAUAGCCCAUUCGGCCCUCGGCCUCAUGGGCUAUUGACUCAGAGCCCAUUUGGGCUCGAGGAAUAAUUGUUAAAUAGACUCUAAAUGCAGCUUGUACCAGCCUGGAGAGAAAGCAGUUCUUGAGCAUGUAUCAUCUUCUGUUCCAUACUUGUAUAGGCAUACCUCAUGAAAUGCUCAUUUUUGGUGAUACUUAAUUAGUAAAUAUGAAGACUGAAAACCGAUAAAGAAAAAAUUCGGGGACAAUUUAAAGUUGCAACAAAAAAUUCUUGCACAGCCCAAUGGCAAAAAAACAAUGCUUAACAAAACAAAAUUGGCCACCACCCCCCUUCCCCACACACCUCAAAAAUAAAAUGGUCCCUCCCUUAAGGGAUCAGGUAAUCUCGUACCCAGAUCUCACUCUGUUUUACACUGGCCGUGAGAGAUCUGGGUACGAGAUUUAGGAUCAGGGUGGCUUACAGGUUGCUUACAGUGGCCCGGCCUAAUUGUUUGUUGGGUUUCACUUUUUGUCUAGUUCAGACCAAGACAUGCCAUUUUCCCCAUGUAAUCAUUUUCAGACCUGGCAUCCAGAAGUUGUAAAAUUCGGUUGGCUAGCAUAUACAAACAGUAAAUUUAUGAGGAAGAGUAACUGUAUAAAAUUUUGAUAAUUUUGAUUCUCCCACAGUCUUGCCAAAGGACUAACACUGAAAAUUUUCCAGCUGGGACAGCAAACACCACUUUUUCUGUGGACAGUGAAGGCAAUGCUGUUAUCACAUAUGGAGCAUCGAAAAGUCAUUUUGAUAAUACAUGGAGGUAUUUUGCAACGUUAUUUUCAAACCAGAGUCUACGAUUGGGAGAAAGGGUCAAAGAAUAGCUGGUAUAAACAGUCAAUAGAUUUUUUUUGUCCCCUUUUUUCCCAUGAACUCCUAAAAUGUGACAACAGAAAUAACUUAUUUUGAAGCCAGCACCCAAGCCUUUUCCCUACCUGACCAGUUUUUGGCCUUUGGAGGCCUGGGUAGCAAAGCCCACUUAGCCUUCUUUAUGUUAGAGCAACCUCGUCCUCAGGGCUAAAGCCACGGAAAACCGCCCUGGGGACGAGGUUGAUGUUAGAGGGUUCUUUGAAGGGGACAGCUCUUCUAGCGAGAGGACUCCAGGACUUGAUACUUUUCUUCUUUUUAAUGACUGACAGCAACACAAACUUCUUCAGCUCAGCUUCUUAAAACAGCUAAUCACAAACUGCUAACCAUCCAACUAUACAACUUAUAUAAGCAAAACGUGGAUACGUUCAGGCUUGCUGACGAUGAACGACGACGACGAACGACGAACGCUAUUCCGAACUGCUUACUCUACAUGUAAAGAAUUUCCUGUUGUUAACCAAAGUGGAAAAAUUCAAACCUGUAAGAAACCCAAUGAAAGCAUGAUAGCUAAAUCCACGAGGCUCUACUUUAAACCAAAACAGAAACUCUGAUGUAGGUAACAAUCAAGGUCAGCGAUGGUCCUAAAACCUAAAAGACUGACAAUCAAACUUAAUUAAACCCCAAGCUUAAUGACACUUAUGUCGACUAACCUAUUAAAAAGGUAACAACACUCAAAAACCUGUUAACACUUAUAAUAGUUAACCUUGAUCUUUAAACCCAAACAUAACGAAACCCUGAGCACGAGCGAACGCUCAGGAACAAACAAACUUGUCAUCAAAAAUCCUUAUGAUGAUGAUUUCAAAAACAACCACAAAACCGCUUCAUAACAUACCUCCCUUCUCAGAAAAAGCAUCGUCCUCGAUGCUUAAGGGAACGACAAAUUCAAAUAGUAAGUACUAAAAGAAAGAUGAAAAGUUAAGCUCGAAAUUUAAAGUAUUCUCUCAAAAAUCAUCAAACACCUAUAAACUAAAAAAAAAAAAACCAAAAAUGGAAGAGAGACAUGUUCGAAAAAUAAAGUUGACCCUUAACAGACAUUGUAACGGUUUUCGACGCCAUCUUGACGAGUAGGCAAACGCAGAACGGCUGUGCUGAAAAAAAUAUGAUUUGUAAACUAAAGCUUAACUCCUAUGGAUUCUACUGAAAAAAUUUGAGUGCGUUACAUGCACUAGAAGACCUAGAACCAUUUUUAAAUUUCCUAUACUUUUGUCUGUAAGAAAGUCCGGGGAAAAUUACAGACAAAUAUAUGGAAAAUCUGAAGCAAUCCUCUGGAGAAAUUGUAAGCACAGGUAGGCCUCCAAAAUUUUUUAGGACAAUCCUUUGCUUUGUAGCUUUAGUUUACAAUUGAUAUUUUUUUUUCAGAACAGCCGUUUUGCGGAAAUUAUUCGACGUUAGAUUCUCAUAUAAACACUGUAAUUUCUCACACGUUCGCUUACUCGUCAAGAUGGCGUCGAAAACUGGGACAAGGUCUAUGGGGAAGGAAAUCGCCAUGGUGAGUGGAUUUUUUUGUCGAAGGAAGGAGGCAGACGUUGCUUUAUUCUUUCAAGUGACAAGAAUGAGAAAGAUCAUAACAAUCUAAGCAAACUUAACUAGUCGAUUAUUGCCCGAAACAGGAAGAUCACAAAGCAACGAACCUUGAAACACGAAACAAACAAAACGGAUCGAAAAUCACAAACCAAUACCUUUUGAACUCGUGCAAGUAAAUAUCUGUUUCCUAAAAGGUCCGCUAAGAUGAUUGACGGAACAGAAAAACCCAAAAUAUGCAAAACGCACAGCGCAAUACAACAAAUUUCGCUAUAAAGCAAUCAAUUAACAAUUAUUCCACGAGUGCGCGGAGAUGGUAGCUAACCAACGAGGUGCGUAGCGCCAAGUUGGCUAUCAUCUCAUAUCUAACAAGCGCGAGUGGAAUAAUUGUUUUAUUAAAAACACCCACAAAAUAUCAAGAAAUACUUCCCGACUUUAUUUGUCAAAACAACCGAUGUUCAGCUUGUUUUUAACAGACGCGUACAGUUACCAUAUUUGGGGAGCAUGUUAUAAUGGCUCAUAUAACAUGAUGGCUACAAAGCCAAUCAGAGCUCUAGUAUUGUAUCAUCCAAUGAUUCAGUUUUUAAUAAUAGCUGUUAUAGAAUUAACUGAUAUAUGGUUUAUGUAGGCAAACAGAAAUUACACUGAAGUGCGAUCCAGGCAAACCAGGCAAAGGAACCAUACCAAACCUUACAGGGACAUUUCUUCCCUCAGGACAUGUCUUAUAUGUAAAUAUAUUAGAGUAUUUUGAUUUUUAA
Molecule: messenger RNA, 11286 nt
Organism: Porites lobata
Lineage: Eukaryota; Metazoa; Cnidaria; Anthozoa; Scleractinia; Poritidae
Source: the annotation of a GenBank genome assembly